Messenger RNA from Lodderomyces theae, 1701 nucleotides. RefSeq lists its product as uncharacterized. Gene Ontology annotation, biological process: carbohydrate transport; transmembrane transport. Bases 1 to 1701 code for a protein of 566 amino acids. Gene Ontology annotation, cellular component: membrane. The record is from RefSeq and is a predicted model, not a curated record. The transcript has a single exon. NCBI's taxonomy places the organism in Eukaryota, Fungi, Ascomycota, Pichiomycetes, Serinales, Debaryomycetaceae. Gene Ontology annotation, molecular function: carbohydrate:proton symporter activity.
AUGGGUAAAUACAGCUGGACAUAUGACUGGUUAACCAACAGAACAUCAACCGCAGGACUCCGCGGAAGGAAAUUGCGUGUGGCAGUCACAUUGACCGCCACCGUUGGGUUUUCCCUCUUCGGAUACGAUCAAGGGCUCAUGUCAGGUAUCAUCACUGGUGAACAAUUCAACAAAGAUUUCCCACCAACUCUCGACAACAAGACUAUUCAAGGUGCAGUGGUUGCAUGUUACGAAUUGGGUUGUUUCUUUGGUGCUCUUUUUGCCUUGCUUAGAGCCGAUGGAAUUGGAAGGAAACCAAUCAUUACCGUGGGUGCCAUCAUCAUUAUUAUUGGCACAAUCAUUUCUGUUACGCCAAUGAGACCACAUUGGCAAACUGGUCAAUUCGUUGUUGGUAGAGUUGUCACUGGUAUUGGUAAUGGUAUGAACACAGCUACCAUUCCAGUCUGGCAAUCGGAAAUGUCGAGAGCUGAAAACAGAGGUAAGUUGGUCAACAUUGAAGGUGCUGUCAUUGCUAUUGGUACUUGUAUUGCCUAUUGGACCGACUUUGGGUUUUCGUACAUUGACAAUUCAGCCCAAUGGAGAUUCCCCACUGCGUUCCAAAUUGUAUUUGCCGGUUUACUUUUGGCUGGUAUUAUUGUCAUGCCGGAAUCGCCUCGUUGGUUGAUUGCUCAUGAUCGCAAACCGGAGGCUUAUGAAGUGUUGGGAUACCUUAAUGAUUUGCCACCAGAUGAUGAUGCUGUUGUUGCUGAGGGUACCACCAUUAUCGAUGCCGUCAAUAGAUUUGCCAAUGCCCAAACUGGAUUCAAGGACUUGUUCACAGGAGGAAGAACUCAACAUUUCCAAAGAAUGGUUAUUGGUUCGUCAUCACAAUUUUUCCAACAAUUCACUGGUUGUAAUGCAGCCAUUUACUACUCCACCAUCUUGUUCCAUGAGACUAUUUUCAAUGGCGAACAAUACAGAUUGUCUUUGAUUUUGGGUGGUGUUUUCGCAACCAUCUACGCGUUGGCCACCAUCCCUUCAUUCUUUUUGAUUGAUACUGUCGGUAGAAGAAAAUUGUUCCUUGUUGGUGCCAUUGGACAAGGAUGUGCCAUGAUUAUUUCAUUUGCCUGUUUGAUUGACCCAACCACUCAAAAUGCCAAAGGUGCAGCCGUUGGUAUCUACUUGUUUAUUGUGUUCUUUGCAUUCACAAUCUUGCCAUUGCCAUGGAUCUACCCACCAGAAAUCAACCCAUUGAGAACGAGAACCACUGCAUCUGCAGUCUCCACGUGUACCAACUGGAUCACAAAUUUCGCAGUUGUUAUGUUUACGCCUGAAUUUAUUGAAAGAUCAAACUGGGGUACCUACUUGUUCUUUGCUUGUUUCAACUUCCUUUUCGUGCCAGUCAUUUUCUUCUUCUACCCAGAAACCGCAGGUAGAUCAUUGGAGGAAAUCGACAUCAUUUUCGCUAAAGCCCACGUUGAAGGAAGACAACCAUGGAGAGUCGCUGCCACUAUGCCAAAGUUGUCGUUGAAGGAGAUUGACGAACAGUGUAAGAGUUUGGGGUUGUUUGAUGAAAAUUUCGACAAGGAUAACUAUGAAACCAAGGAAGAUAUUAGUGAAUCUUCUAGUAAUGAUGAGUUGAAGCAUAGGGAUAAGGGGGUGUUUGAAAAGGGCUCUCAAGAAUCGGAAAUGGAUACUAGAUCCGAUAGUAGAGACGUUUGA